This is a messenger RNA of Alternaria atra, 1098 nucleotides long. RefSeq lists its product as uncharacterized. Lineage: Eukaryota; Fungi; Ascomycota; Dothideomycetes; Pleosporales; Pleosporaceae. The coding region runs from base 1 to 1098 and encodes 365 amino acids. Gene Ontology annotation, biological process: DNA recombination; double-strand break repair. Gene Ontology annotation, cellular component: nucleus. Gene Ontology annotation, molecular function: DNA binding. The record is from RefSeq and is a predicted model, not a curated record. The transcript has 4 exons.
AUGCCUAGCCGCAAUAUCGUGCCCGUCGAGCCUGCCCAUGGACGUGGGGAGACUGUCGUCAUUGAAGUGCUGCAGGAGGGCAAUCACCCUCUCGAUGUAAGGUUGGUAGGUUGCGAGGGCGAAACCCCAUACGUGACUUCGAUCAAGCAUUGCAAUCUCGCGAGUCACAAACACAAAUUCAAGGGCAGCGACGAUGAGUGGGCCACCAUCGUGUCUCAUUUUCUGCUCCAGCAACCACCUGAACUCGGCCAGGCCGACACUUUGGACGGUGUCCGCAUGGUCUACAUGCUGAAAAACAAGAACCUGGAGAUUUCUUUUCGCAAGGACGUCCAGAACAUCAAGGUCACCCUGGGUGAGAUCGUUCUACCAGAAGACGAUGAGUUUGAGUUGAACCCGUUCGAAUGGGCGCAGGCGUCAGCCAUGGCGCACGCCCAAACGUUGAAGCAGAUGGUUGACCAGGAGGCGAAACUCAAGAGCGAGCAGCAGACUGUCGCCAAACUCAAUGCGCAGCUGAAUGACUUUAUCAAGACUAAGAAUGAGACCGAGACAGCUAUGCUCCAGCAGUUCAUGCAAUUGCUUAAUGAGAAGAAGCGGAAGAUUCGGGAUCAGAGUCGUCUCCUAGCUGGCGCAAAGGUUGACAAGCCAACAGCGGCCGCCAUACAGUCGACGCGAGCAGAUGCCAAGACUACAGACACCAAGGCUCGCAAGGCAGGCGCGUCACGAACUUCCAAGCGCAAAGCUCCCGCACAAGCCGCAGAACCAGAAACAGUACCAGAGUCAGACAGUGACCAGAUGGAGAUUGACCAGGCCAAAGUGGAAGAACAGGACGACGAGGAAAUGCCCGAGCCCAUGACCCCAGAACAGUCAGACAACGAAACAGAGAAUGACGAGUCUGCGCCAACUGCGACAGCGAGGUCAUCUCAAACACUCAGGUCGGGUUCAGUUGUACACAGGUCGAGGAGCGAAGCCACAGAGAGCAAGGGUGUGCCACCACGUCGAGCGCUUCCAUUCGCAAAGAGAACGGGAAUGCCAACACGAAGUAAGGAUGUAACAGCAAUAGAGGAAGACGAUGACGAGACGGACGACGAAGAGUUGUAG